UCUAGACGCAGCUUCUCCAACAUAUAGGCCAUGCGCUCUAUCCAGGGUCACACGCAAGAAUUGCUCCGUAAUGCGAGAUACUAUCUGGAUUUAACUUGCUUCAGUAAAAUUGCUAUUGCCAACUUGAUUAAUUUCCUCUCCAUCCCUUGUCGAUAAAAUGACAGACAAACUUGUCGUCCUGGGCCAUACCGCCGAUAUAAUGCUUGGCUCAGCAUCCAUAACGCCGACUCGAGAUAUAACGGCGAUACGAGCCCACGACAAAUCACUGAUUCCAGAUUUAAAGCUGAGGUGUAUUCCUGAUGCUUUUCGUUAUCCUCCACUUCUCAAGCUGCUUCUCUGAUUCAUGGUCAUAUAACCUACACCCCCUUAUUGACAGCGAGAUUUCCCGUCUACAUGAAAGCUGUAUUAACGAUAAUUUCACCGGGUCUACGUACUCGACACAUCUAUCCCCUGCUUUCUGGUAGGCAGAGGCCGAUUGCCAAAGCAACAUACAUCCAACGACAGCCGUCUUCAACCUGGAACGGGAAUGCGUUAAAACCGGUGAAACCCGACGCGGAGAAGGGAGCCCCCCUUCAACAUUUCCUGACGACAACAGAUAAUCUUGUCAAUUGGGCUAGGCAGGGCUCCCUAUGGCCCCUUAGCUUUGGCCUUGCAUGCUGCGGGCUUGAAAUGAUGAGCGCUUCCAUGCCUAGAUACGACCAAGACCGACUUGGUAUCAUCUUUCGCGCAUCUCCACGACAGGCCGACGUGAUGCUAGUGGCAGGAACCGUCACGAAUAAAAUGGCUCCUGCGCUGAGGCUGUUAUACGACCAAAUGCCCGAUCCAAAGUGGGUAAUUAGUAUGGGCAGUUGUGCGAAUGGAGGGGGGUAUUAUCACUACAGUUAUAGCGUGUUGAGAGGAGUAGAUCGUAUUAUUCCGGUUGAUAUCUAUGUUCCGGGAUGUCCGCCGACCCCGGAGGCUUUGCUGUACGGAGUGUUUUUGUUGCAGAAGAGAAUGAGAAAAACACGGAUCACGAGAAUGUGGUAUAGGAAAUGA
This is a messenger RNA of Coccidioides posadasii C735 delta SOWgp, 1035 nucleotides long. The record is from RefSeq and is a predicted model, not a curated record. Lineage: Eukaryota; Fungi; Ascomycota; Eurotiomycetes; Onygenales; Onygenaceae.